Penicillium expansum is the source of this 654-nucleotide messenger RNA. RefSeq lists its product as uncharacterized. The record is from RefSeq and is a predicted model, not a curated record. The coding region runs from base 1 to 654 and encodes 217 amino acids. Lineage: Eukaryota; Fungi; Ascomycota; Eurotiomycetes; Eurotiales; Aspergillaceae. The transcript has a single exon.
AUGUCGCUACUUCAAAAGCCGAUGAAGCAAUACCCUUGGCUUCCAUGGUCCAUUCGUAACAUCUAUGACUGGCUCCAUUACUCUGAGCCCACCUGGGGCUACACAAUCUACCGGACGACCUACACUCCCCAAUCUAAUGCUGCUUUCCCACGUAUGGUCGACCUCACCACAAAGUACAUGAAGAACGGAUUCUACGGGGAAUACGAAUCUUCCCUUCGCGAAAGAUCCAAUGCAAAUGAGUUCAACAUCACUCCCUGGGAUGAAAUGUGGCCCAAUUACCAGCCACGGGUCAUUGAAGAUGCUUCCCAGUUCGACGGAGUAUCGAUCGACCAGCUCCGCGAGCAUUUCAGGGCCGACGCAAUUGAGCGUGGUGUGCUCGAUGUAUUUCCUGGGUAUCGCAUGUUUAUUGUCAUUGACGAAGAAAGUUUCCAAACGUUACAAAACGCUCCCCUUCCAGAGAACUCGAAAUACGAAGAGAAGAGACGUCAUUAUGUGAAACUCAUCGAGGCGUUGGAGAUAGAUCCAUAUGAGGAUUUUCCAGGGUGGAUGAAGUGUUCCCUGUCCUCGUUGUUCGAGGUGUGGUCGGAUAUGCAGGACACGGCUUAUAUGAAGGACAGUUAUUCGAUGAGACCCGACGGUACUGAUGUUUUGUGA